AUGGCAUUUGACUGCCAUAAUUACUCGGAUGGCAAGAAAUUCCGAAUGGUGAUUUUUGAAUUCAGGGAUUAUGCAUUGACUUGGUGGGUGAAUGAGAGAUGUUAUAGAGAACGGCAUCAACGAAAUCCGAUUGAUACUUGGCCCCGGUUGAAGGAAAUCAUGAGGAGGCGUUUUGUGCCACAAAGUUAUGAACGAGAUAUGAAUAUCAAGUUGCAGUCCUUGGUGCAAGGUUCAAAAUUGGUGGAGGAAUAUUUUAAGGAAUUGGAGAUUUUGAUGAUGCGAUUGGAUAUUGAUAAGAUCGGGUCAUUGACAGAAGCUCGGUUCAUUAAGGGUUUGAGGCGUGAGAUAGCUGAUACGGUUGAGCUGCACCAUUUUCAUUCUCUUCGGGAAGCUGUGGAUUUGGCUAUCAAACGCAAGGAGCAGCUCAAGAGACCAACCUCAACUGGAUUUUCAUCUCAAAGGAAGUUUCCAACCAGUUCUGUAGCUCCGGUUGUAUCUUCUACCGGAUCUAAAGGAAUUGUUUUCGCUAGGCCCUUCGAUAAAAAUAUGGAUAAAGGCAAAUAUAAAAUAAUUGAUAAGAAGGAUGAGGCUGCGAAGUUCAAAGGAAAGGAUUUUGGACAGCAAAAAGAAAAGAUUGUAACGUGCUAUAAGUGUCAUGGACAAGGGCACUAUGCAGGUCAAUGCCCCAAUAAACGAACCGUUAUGAUUUUGGAGAAUGGCGAAUGGGGAUAUGUCGAUGAUGGUGAGGGCGAUGAGGUAGUAGAUGCUGAAACAGAGGCUGGAAGUGAUGAAGACGUUGAAGAAGUGUGCGAUGAGGAUCCAUUAAGUUUAGUAGUCAUGCGUGCCUUGACAUCUUUACCGCGUGAAGAUAAGGAUGCGGGACAGCGAGAAAAUCUAUUCCAUUGUCAUUGCAAGGUAGCGGGACAUACUAUAUCCAUGAUAGUGGAUUCGGGUAGUUGCACCAAUGUUAUUAGUUCCUAUGUGGUCGAGAAGCUGAGUUUGAAUACGACCCCACACCCGAAACCAUAUAACCUACAUUGGAUGACCGAUGAAGGAGCUGUCCGUGUCGAUAGACGAGCGAUUGUUACCUUUUCGAUUUGUGGUUUCAGCGAUGAUGUCCUUUGUUGUAAGAAGCUGAGCAUUUCUGCCCUUCCACUCGAGACCGUCCGUCGUGAUUCUGAACAUUUACAUAAGACUAUGCGAGAUGUGGUAAAAUCAAAAGUGGCUGUUGUUACCGUUUCGGCGAAACCUUCCGAGGGAGACGAUAGCAAGCUGAUGCUUAGUCUCAAAGAGUUCAACAAAGAAGUUCGCCAAAACAACUUGCUUAAAGAGUUUGAGGAUGUUUUUCCGGAUGAUAUACCACCUGGAUUACCACCAUUGCGAGGCAUCAAACAUCGUGUUGAUUUUGCGCCGGGUUUAUCAAUCCCCAAUAGGCCAGCUUAUAGGUGUAAUCCAAAAGAAAGUGAGGAAAUUCGAAGACAAGUCCAAGAGCUUCUUGAUAAGGGAUGGGUUCGAGAAUCUUUAUCUCCUUGUGUUGUACCUGUUUUACUUGUCCCUAAAAAGGAUAACUCAUGGCGUGAAGAUGGUCUUAAGGUUGAUGAAUCUAAGGUUGCUGCAAUCCAGGAAUGGGAAAAAUGUACAAGUGUGGCCGAUGUCCAGAGGUUCCUUGGAAUGUGUGGAUUCUUUAGGCGAUUCGUAUCACACUUUAGUGUGAUAGCAGCCCCAUUGACCUCCCUUUUAAAGAAGAAUGUUCCAUUUAAGUGGGAGGCAAGUCACGAAGCAUCCUUUGAGAAGCUUCGGGAUAGUUUGCCACAUGCUCCGGUUUUGGCACUACCCGAUUUUGAACGAGCUUUUGAAGUCCAAUGCGAUGCUAGUGGAGUUGGUAUAGGUGCAGUACUAUUACAAGAAGGACGACCGAUUGCUUAUUAUAGUGAGAGAUUCAAUGGAGCAGCCCUUAAUUACUCGACAUACGACAAGGAAUUAUAUGCGGUUGUGCAAGCCCUGAGAGUUUGGCAACAUUACUUGCUGCCAAAAGAGUUCGUGAUUCACAUAGAUCAUGAGACCCUCAAGCAUUUGCGUAGGCAGCAGCAACUCAAUCAACGUCAUUCUCGAUGUAGCAUUAGAGAUGUUUUGAUUGAGUGGAGUCAUGGUAGUCAUAUGCUUGGACAUUUUGGUAGACAUGCUACAUUUGAUGUUCUUAGCGUCCACUUUUACUGGCCUCAUAUGCGUAAACAUGUUGAUUCUUUUGUUGAUAAGUGUCUUGUAUGUAGAGUGGCGAAGAGUACUUUGAAGCCCCAUGGUAUGUAUACUCCUCUUCCCACUCCGGAAGGCCCUUGGUUAGAUAUUUCUAUGGAUUUUGUUCUUGGUUUACCUCGGACACCGCGUGCUAAAGACUCAAUUUUUGUUGUGGUUGAUAGAUUUUCCAAGAUGGCUCACUUUAUACCUUGUGCGAAAACGACAGAUGCUAGUCAUGUGGCAAAGCUUUUCUUUCGAGAGAUUGUGAAAUUGCAUGGGGUCCCAAAAACUAUUGUAUCUGACAGGGAUGUAAAUGGUCGAACAUGGGAUGAAUGCCUACCACAUGUUGAAUUUGCUUAUAAUAGGCAUGUUAGUACUACUACUAAAUUGUCCCCGUUUGAGGAAUUACAUGCCAAAGUACGGGAGAACAUUGAUAAGGCGGCCGCGACAUACGCACGCUAUGCCAAUCGCGGAAGAAAACGCGUGAUAUUUCGACCCGGAGAUUGGAUAUGGGUACAUUUGCGUAGAGAACGCUUUCCGGAGCUGCGGCGUGGGAAAUUUUCUCCUCAUGGAGCUGGUCCAUUUCCUGUGUUUGAGCGCAUAAACGAUAACGCAUACCGGAUUGCACUUCCGGAAGACUUGGGCGUGAAUGCGACUUUCAAUGUUGCCAAUUUGAGCCUUUUUUAUCACGCUGAAAAUGCUACUAGCCUUGAGUACAAGGCAGCCAAAAAUGCUACUACUAGCCUUGGGGACAAGGCAGCCGAAGGGGGAAAGGAUGACACGCCUCCGGAUCACCCGAACCCGAACUUAGACAGUCCGAUUGCAACCCGAACCCGGUCGAAGCUACUUGUUUGCUUGAAGGUUGUGAUCCUUUGA
Messenger RNA from Andrographis paniculata, 3111 nucleotides. RefSeq lists its product as uncharacterized. Gene Ontology annotation, molecular function: nucleic acid binding; zinc ion binding. Lineage: Eukaryota; Viridiplantae; Streptophyta; Magnoliopsida; Lamiales; Acanthaceae. Bases 1 to 3111 code for a protein of 1036 amino acids. Gene Ontology annotation, biological process: DNA integration. The record is from RefSeq and is a predicted model, not a curated record. The transcript has 7 exons.